Molecule: messenger RNA, 978 nt
Organism: Symbiodinium natans
Lineage: Eukaryota; Dinophyceae; Suessiales; Symbiodiniaceae
Source: the annotation of a GenBank genome assembly
AUGGGUGCGCGGGCGGCACUUCGCCCUGCACUACUGCUGAGUGUAUGUGUGUGUCUUGCUUAUCCUCCGAGCCGCUCAAGGGCGGCGGACAGCUUCGUUGUGCCAACCGAUAGAGGGCGGCCGCGACCCCUCGUGCUUGUUGGCAGAGCGGCGGCUCCAGGACUUGGCGCGGAGCUGAAGCAGUUCGUGCCCCCCGACAAGCGUAUACCUGGCCACUCCGUGCUGGCCUUCUUUCGAUCCCUCGGGCUGAUGCUGACAAUGUUCUGCCUCUCAUCCCUGGUUGUUCCGACCAUCUUGGCAGGACUCCCUGUCGUGAAGCGCAAAGAUCCGAAGUCACGCAAGUUCGUGGACCGCGUGAUCUGUGCGUGGAGCCAGUUGACCACGUGGCCUUUCUUUAGUGUCAAGGUGAAGGGACGCGAAAACUUGCUGCCUGAAGAGCAGGCAGUGGUUUAUGUCGCGAACCAUCAGUCUUUCAUGGACAUCUUGUCUUGCUACCACUUGUGGAGAUCUUUCAAGUGGGUUUCAAAGUCAUCCAUCUUGAAGAUCCCCAUUGUCGGAUGGGUCAUGAAGCGAGCUCGUACCAUCACGAUAGAGCGGGAGGACAGAAGGUCCCAAAUGGCGGCAUUCCGGAACUGCGUGAGCUACUUGGAGGAGGGCACGUCCAUUUUCAUUUUUCCAGAGGGUACAAGAAGUCUGGAUGGAGCUCUCCUCGACUUCAAGAAGGGUCCUGUCUCGAUGGCCAAGAGGGCAAAGGUACCUAUAGUCCCAGUGACGAUCCUGGGAACUGGCCGCUUGAUGCCGAGCAAGAAGGAGUUUACCCUGUACCACAAUCGUGCCGGAGUUGAGAUAAUCAUUCAUCCCGCAGUCCCCGCCCAGGAAGUACAAGACGGGCCGGACCGGGACGUUCUACUGAAGCUGCGGCAAACCAUUGAGUCAGCUCUUCCUCUGGAGCUGCAAAAAGGGACAAUUGCGAGUUGA